GAUGAUGAGGAUGGCGGCGUCCGGCAGCUAGAAAGCUUCAUAAUCGAUGUUCCUCCCUUUAAAACCUCUUUUAAAACAGCGACAGGAAACCGUGUUCAGGUUUUUCUGAUUGUUUUAACUUCCGGUCUGCUCACGCUCGUCUACAACGCUGUGCUGAGGUUAGCUUAGCUCGCUAACUUGAGGUAAACUGACGGGGACGUAAGUUAGCAGCGCGCGUAGCUGUGGACUGUUUUUAACUCGGUUCGUCUUGAGGGAAAAAAGUUGGUGUACGUGUUCGAUGAUGUCCAAAGUCCAAAUGUUGAGAGCUUUUGUCAACCAGCGGCUAACCGCGGCUGCCGAGGAGAUAUUUGGGCUGUUCGAGAGAACGAUCGCGGAGUACGAGGAGGAGCUCGGCCGGCAGAGCAGGAGGCUGCAGGACGCUGCGGCGUCCACAGAAAAACCAGCAGUGUUUCCUGAGAUUUCGGCGAUGAAACAGGAUCCUCCUCCUCCUCCUCAGCAACAGUGGAGCCCCAGUCUGGACCAGGACCCAAAGACGCCGCAGAUUAAAGAAGAACGUGAGGAGCUCUGGACCAGUCAGGAGGGGGAGCAGCUUCGAGGGCUGGAGGAGGCUGAUUUCACCUUCCCGUUAACUUCUGUCCCUGUGAAGAGUGAAGACGAUGAUGAGGAGAAGGCUCAGUCCUCACAGCUUCACCAGAGUCAAACAGAAGAGAACAGAGAUGCAGAGCUUUUAAAAACAGGAGCUGACAGAGAGGACUGUGGAGGAUCAGAACCGGCCAGGAGCUUUAAUCCAGAUCAUUUCCAACCAGCUGAUAAUAAAACAUCCCUCUCCUCUGAGACUGAAGACAGGAUUUGUGGCUUGAAGCAGAGCAGGGACCCUCAGUCAGGUUUAAAUACUCUGAUACACAAUGAUAUGGGAUGUAAUACGGCCAAAAAGUAUUUUAGCUGCUCUGAGUGUGGUAAAAGAUUUGGCACCAAGGACCAUCUGCAGAUCCAUAUGAAAUGUCAUACAGAAGGAAAAACAUUUACGUGCCCGUUUUGUGGUAAAAAGUUUACCAAGCGAUCCAAUCUGACCACCCACGUAAGAGUUCAUACCGGAGAGAAGCCGUUCACCUGCUCAGUUUGCAAUACAAGUUUUAGUCUGCGUUGCACAUUGGUGAAUCACAUGAGAGUCCAUACGGGGGAGAAACCAUUUAUCUGCUCAGUUUGUAGUAAAAAAUUUUCUAAAAAGGCUAAUUUGACCACACACAUGGCCCUCCACACCGAGGAGAAGCCAUUCAAAUGCAGUAUUUGUGACAAAAGAUUCACCUGGCAUUCACAGGUCAAAAACCACAAGUGUGUUGAUGGCAGGAGGUGAAGCAGGAGGCGGCUGAGCAGCGACUGAACAAAACCCCAGCGAGCCGCGUCGAAAGAGUUUGUCCGGAAUUGGACUCGUUUGGGCUUUAGGAGCCGGAGUUUUCGUAGAUUUUGAGGAUUGAGUUUGCAGAGCCGAAUGUUGCCUUUAGGCUGCGACACAAUUGUGAACAAUCCUGUGAGAGCAGGGAAGAGGUCCGACAAACCACAGAAGGAGUGCAGUUUAAUCCAGCAUUUGCUAUCAAGUCAGCCAGUAUUGUGCUCAGUAGGCUGUUCAUAGCACUGAGGGUUUGGCCAUUUAAACCUGUUUACCUGUGGAAUGAUCCAAACAGGUGUUUUUGGAGCGUUCCACAUCUUUCCCAGUCUUUAGUUGCUCCUGUCCCAACGUGUUUGAAACGUGUUGCUGCAUCAGAUUCAGAAUAAGCAGAUAUUUACAGAAUGUUUUCCGUUGAGUAGAUGUCAGAAAGUAUUAGCAAGUUAUCACAUUUUGUAUAAUUUGUGUUUUACACAGCUUCCAAACAUUUUUACAGUCCGGCUGAUAUUAAAGCGAGCACAAUUUAAACAUGUAUUGACAGAGAAAUGCCAAUAAAACCUUGUGAAAUAAUAAUAUGAGGAGGAAAUAUGAAGCCGAUGUGAUCAUGGAAAAAGAUAAAACUGAUAAAUGUCGUCCAACUUGCAAAAGUGAGUUUUAAAGCAGUUGAUCUCACACUGAGGGGAAGACUGUUCCAAAGCUGAGAGGCUGCACCCGAGAACACGCAGUGGCCUCUGGUGGAACAUGAAGGAGAGCUGGUUCUGUACUGUGUAGCUUUGGAAAACAAUGUGGAUCCAAUGUGCCCUCUUUCAGAAUGGAAAAGUUUAUAAUGUUGAGCAGAUGAGGUGCGAUUAUCUCUUUCAAAGGUUUAGUGGGGGCAGGGUCAGGCCAUGCCCAUACGUGAGACACUGGAGACGGUUCUGAUGUGAUGUGGGUGUAAAACAGUUCAGUUAUCAGAGUUAUCUAUGUUCAGUUUUUAUCGUGUCAAUAAA
Molecule: messenger RNA, 2373 nt
Organism: Chelmon rostratus (copperband butterflyfish)
Lineage: Eukaryota; Metazoa; Chordata; Actinopteri; Chaetodontiformes; Chaetodontidae
Product: zinc finger protein 287-like
Exons: 2
Coding region: 278-1354 (358 amino acids)
Biological process (GO): regulation of transcription by RNA polymerase II
Molecular function (GO): RNA polymerase II cis-regulatory region sequence-specific DNA binding; DNA-binding transcription factor activity
Source: RefSeq, a predicted model, not a curated record